AUGCAGCCAAAUAACAGUGUCACCGAGUUUAUCCUGUUAGGACUGACACAAGACCCUGUGAGACAGAAAAUGGUGUUUGUAAUCUUCUUCAUUUUCUAUGUGGGAACAGUCAUGGGCAAUUUGAUGAUCAUUGUGACCAUCAAGUUCAGCCGGACACUUGGAAGCCCCAUGUACUUCUUCUUAUUCUAUUUGUCCCUUGCUGAUUCCUGCUUUUCAACAUCCACAGCACCAAGACUCAUUGUAGAUGCUCUCUCUUCUAAAAAUACCAUAUCUUAUAAUGAGUGCAUGACUCAAAUCUUUGCACUACAUUUCUUUGGUGCCAUGGAAAUCUUUGUUCUCAUCCUUAUGGCAGUUGAUCGCUAUGUGGCCAUCUGUAAACCCUUGCGUUACCCAACCAUCAUGCGGCAAGAGGUCUGUAUCAUCCUGAUUAUUUUUGCCUGGAUAGGGUCUUUCAUGCAUUCUAUAACUCAGAUCAUUAUGGCCUUGAGACUGCCAUUCUGUGGACCCAAUCUGAUUGAUCACUAUUGCUGUGAUCUUCAGCCCUUGCUGAAACUCGCAUGCAUGGACACUUUUGUGAUUAACUUGCUGUUGGUGUCUAAUAGUGGAGUUAUUUGCACAAGCAGUUUUGUGAUUCUGAUGAUCUCAUACAUUGUUAUCUUGAAUUCACUGAGGAACCACAGCGCAGAAGGCAGGAAAAAAGCUCUCUCCACCUGCACUUCCCACAUCAUUGUAGUGAUCAUAUUCUUUGGUCCUUGUAUAUUCAUAUAUACACGCCCCCCAACGACAUUCCCCAUGGACAAGAUGGUGACAGUAUUUUAUACCAUUGGAACACCCUUUCUCAACCCACUCAUCUAUACACUGAGGAAUGCAGAAGUGAAAACUGCCAUGAGAAUGUUAUGGCAAAGCAAAAUCUCUUCAGAAAGGCACAGAUGA
Molecule: messenger RNA, 933 nt
Organism: Condylura cristata (star-nosed mole)
Lineage: Eukaryota; Metazoa; Chordata; Mammalia; Eulipotyphla; Talpidae
Product: olfactory receptor 4C11-like
Exons: 1
Coding region: 1-933 (310 amino acids)
Biological process (GO): G protein-coupled receptor signaling pathway
Cellular component (GO): membrane
Molecular function (GO): olfactory receptor activity; G protein-coupled receptor activity
Source: RefSeq, a predicted model, not a curated record